This is a messenger RNA of Chelonus insularis, 4741 nucleotides long. Its product is annotated as potassium channel subfamily K member 18-like. The coding region runs from base 2033 to 3664 and encodes 543 amino acids. The transcript has 6 exons. NCBI's taxonomy places the organism in Eukaryota, Metazoa, Arthropoda, Insecta, Hymenoptera, Braconidae. Gene Ontology annotation, molecular function: potassium ion leak channel activity; outward rectifier potassium channel activity. The record is from RefSeq and is a predicted model, not a curated record. Gene Ontology annotation, cellular component: plasma membrane. Gene Ontology annotation, biological process: stabilization of membrane potential; potassium ion transmembrane transport.
GGAAGACAUCUGGUACUGGCUGAUCUCCAAUACAAACAAUUUAAAAGCAAUACGUUUGGAUAUCUUUAUCUCUUUAUCAUUGAUAAUUUCCUGAUAUUUCAUAUACUACCGGAUAACAUGGAUCCUAAAUUCUGGCAUCCGGGUCUACGAACAGUCAUCAUUGAAUCUGAUAUUCUCUUUCCUUUCUACCAGCAUGAAACUGUCUCUCAACUAUUCUGGCAAAGCUCCAAUCUAUUCGUAUGACCUAUCAAGCCAGCAUGUACUCAAGUCGUUAUCGAUGAUUAUAUCACGAUGUACCUGUUUAAUGGAUAAUAUAGUCGUCUCCCACUUCUUUACUUUUCGGUUCCUCUCUAAAGCUGCAUAUAAAAAAGAGCAACAGUGCUACACAAUGGGUAUGCUGAAGGAUCUUUUUGAUAUAUCAACUGUGCGCUCAUGCGUCCUGGUCCACUCAGUUGUCCUAUAUAUCCACCCCCAGCUUCCGUUCAUCAGACUGUCGAUUCUGCGCGGAUUUCUCCAAGCCUCUCUGCUCCAAAGCAUCGUAUCAGACGCUCUCGCGAUUCUCGCGAGCUUCCCUCUUUCAUAUACGAAUAAAUUUAACGUGUCGCAAUUGCUUUUGCACCCUCUGUAGUCAUUUUUUCCAGUGGCCAUGUAGUUCAGUGGCAUCUCUAACAUGACAAGGGCGUUUUCACGCUUACUAUGUGUUACGUGAUGAUCUUAUGUACAUUGUAAAUUUACUGAACGAUCACUUGAUGUGCGUGCUACUAUUUUUAUAAUUUAUUCAAUUAAUGACCUAGCAAGAGACGGUGAAUGAAGAUUUGGCAUGAAGCUUGGAAAUAAUUAGUGGUCAGAAAGUAAUUAUGUUUGAGUAGAGAUAAUUGAAUGAUGAGGUGAGAAAUAAACUUCUUGAUAAACUUCAGCCUCAAUUUCUAGAUCUACAUAUGAUACUUUAGUCAAUAAGUUUAAUAUUAUUAAGUCAUAUUGAUAAAUCGUACGUAUAUUAGGUAAUAAAUAAUUCAUACACUCAUGUCUUACCUUUUCUGAUUCGUCACUGAAUCACUUUUAUUAUUUAAUUAUCUUAUCUCAUUGUAACGAUUCACGGUGAUUGCCAUUUAAUCAUCUCCGAGCAACGUGAUUGGACAGCAUGAUGAAACGGUUGCUCGUUAUACGUUGGUUGUGUGCGAAUGAACCGCGAUAAUCUCAAGAGUUACUAGCCUCAAGGUAGAAUUCAGAUGUGUAUGAAAGCCACUCUUUAUUUUUGUUGAGUGAUAAAAUCACUGAUUAAACUCACUGUGAUGAAAUAAUGUAAAUAAACUUACUACACUGUUAUUCUUAUCAGUCUGUUGCCAUUUUUAUAGGUUAUUUUGGUUCAUUACUUAGUAAUAAUAGCACAACUAUAUUGUAUUAAUCUAUAAAUACAUUGAUAAGUUUACAUAUGUAUUUGCGAAAACAGCAUCCCCAUAUUGUCACGUUGGAGUCUUUCCGUCUCUUCGUAUCCCUCUCUUAUACAACGGCUAUCGAUUGCAUGCUACUAGAGUUGCCGCUGACGCCACCGCAACUUUUCUAGUUUCCGUCUGUUGCAAACAGUUGAUGGAGAUUUUGCAUUUUUUUUUUUUAUUCAUAAACAGUCUAAUUAACUUGAUCAUAAAAAUAAUUCAACACUCAUUCUUGUUUAUAUUUUAAAUAAAAAUAGUCUGUAUUUCUUUUAAGUAUUGAUAAAAACUGUAAAAAAGUUUUCUUAUUGAUAAAUUGAUUAAUUGCCAUAACUUUAUCAAUAUACAAUUACUUCUGUUUGAAACGAAUGAAUGAGAAUUCCUAUGGACAUCAGGACAAUAGAGCAAAGUUAUUUAGACCUCGAUCCGAUGUUGGAUCAGAUAUCAGAGAAAUGUUGGCGCCUGAGACAUCAAGGUGUCCCAACUGGUUAUUACUUUACAUAUUAUCAUCACUGUGGACAUCUGAUGUGGCAACAUUACAACAGCCGUGAUAAUAAGAAUAUAAAAAUAAAGGGAAAUAGAUUUAGUUGGUGCCAACAAUAAUGCAAAUAAGUGCCAGUGAUUAUUAUCAGAGAACACCACGAUCCUGUCCGGGUCGUCGUGCGUCUCAAUUAACUGGUGCAGCAUCAAGCACAGCAAUCACAAAUUCAAACUCAAAUACCACUGGAAAUGCUACUGAAAAUUCAUUCAGAAUAUCGACUACAGUAAAAGCCUCGGAAUUGUGGUGUUGUUGUUGCAACUACUCCACAACAAGAAGUACUAAAACACCAGGUUUUCUUGCUUGCCUUGGAAUUUGUGUUUUGGUUUUUGGCUACACACUUCUCGGUGCGUUUGCAUUUAUGGCUCUUGAAGGUGGUUUUAAAAUAGAAUCACCAUCUGAUGACGCUGCUGCUCGACAAUUACGAGCCAAUACUGUGGAAAGGUUGUGGGGUAUCACCGAGCUUUUAAACGUCCUCUACAAAGAAAAUUGGACACGCUUAGCUGAACGCGAGAUUCUUGAUUUCCAAGAGAAAAUGGCACGAAGUCUUAAUCACGACCGGUCGUCAUUUUCAGUUUAUGGAGGAACAAUUCAGAGGUCAUCAAAAGGCCACGAUCGGUUAAAAGACUCGAGGCCAAUGAGUGAUCGACGAUGGACAUUUGGCAGUAGUUUGUUAUACUCUUUGACUCUUAUAACGACUAUUGGGUACGGCAGUGUAGCUCCACGAACCAUUUGGGGUCGAGUAAUUACAGUGGUCUAUGCACUGGCUGGAAUACCUCUGAUGUUGGUGUACCUAAGCACAAUAGGUGAUGUUUUUGCUCGUUCAUUUCGUCGGUUGUAUGGUCGACUCUGUCAUCGAAAUAACGAUUGUGGAAAAAAGCAAAAAAACGCUGGUGGUCAAUAUUUCGUUUCACAAUCAGCUAUGUCUGGUUUGAUAGGAAAAAGCUAUCAUCGUUAUGACAAUCACAUUGAAACGACCAAAUUUGCUUCUGGUAAUUUUUAUUCUAGCAAAGACAGUUCUUGUGAUGAGCUUGGUGUGCGUGCAACUGGAGGUGCAAUUUUACUUGAUCGCGAUGGACUUGAUAAUAAUCUUUACCUCCAUUCAACUUCUUCAAAUAACGCGCUCCAGGACAUGAAUUCUGAAAAAAAACAUCUCCAUGCAUGUUCUCAAAUGUCUUUAAUGCCAUCAACUGUUGGAUAUGGCACUGACACUAUUUGUGUUGUGAGAAUACCUAUCAGUUUGUGUCUUUUGAUUAUUUUGCUAUACGUAUGUGCUGGUACAUUUAUGUUUCAUCGUCUAGAAGGAUGGAAUCUACUUGAAAGUAGUUACUUUUGUUUUACAAGUCUUGGAACCAUAGGUUUCGGUGAUCUGGUACCAGCAGGCCGAAAUGCACCAUCAAGGUUGUUAGAAGAGCUAAGUCUUUGUGCUUGCUCUUUAUAUAUACUAGUAGGGAUGGGUUUGAUAGCGAUGUGUUUCAACUUAAUGCAAGAAGAAGUUGUACGAGUGGUCCGAGUUUUUGGAAGAACUUGUGGUACUGCAGGAGGAAUGACAGCAGGUUCACUUGGAGCAACAGGAUUAAAAUCGGAAUUGGGAGAAGAUGGAAAUAUUGGUGGAAGUAGUUUGACAGACGGAUGUAGACAAUCAUCAGAACAUGAUGAUAAUGGGAUUGCUAUGUCAAUAGUAUCUUCAUCCUGACAACGUCCAUCCAGGAGUUCUGUCGAUGAUGGAGAACUCCUGGCUCAGCAUCGUUUAACAAACAAAUUCUCCUCGCCAGAACGUCAUUCAUUACCACGUAAAAAAACGUCUUCGGAUUGUAGAGAUUUUGGUGCUGGGUCUUUUUCUCCAACGACUCAUAUUCAACGUGGAGGUCCCUCAUUUGCAAAAAAUAGCAUUUCACCAUUACAACAUUUUCAUCAGCAUCGAGGAGAUGGUUGUCACUCUCAGCAAGAUGAUUCAAAUCAUUUUGAAUAUUUUGUACCAAGAAGUGUAAGUGAAUUUAAUCUUGCAGCAGCAUCAGUACAAGAUAUUGCUGUACCACCUCCAAGUUCUGUGCUCAAGCCGUGCUCUAUCAUCGCUUCAUCACAAACAAAAUUGACAUCAGGCGUUCAAAGUGGCAAUUUGUGCUUAGGACGUUCAACUGUUGAAGGUGGCACCUGUGCAACGAGAAAUCGUGAAAAAAUGGUGACUUUUGAAGAUGAAGGAUGUCCUAGUUCAACACCUGCGAGGAAAAAUCUAUCACCAACAUUAGAAAAUGUCUUUAUGUGACGUUAUGACUUUCAACUCAUGUAUUCAUUCACUUUAUUCAUUACAUUUUUACUAAAAAAAAAUGCAAAUAUACUUAAAUUAAUAUUCGAUAAAAUGCAUUUUGGCUGUGCAUUAAGCGUAUUAUGGGUGUUUCUACGUUAUCACUGUUAUUAUUAUUAUUAUCAAUUAAUCUUAAGCUAUAUCCCUCAAUUUUAUUAUGUCACUUAUUUUACACUGAAUAAGGAUUAUUUAAAAGAAAAAAAUUAUUAUCAUUACAAAAUACUUUGCUCAAAAUUAGUAUAGAUGUUUCAUUAGGUUAAUUGUUAUUUCGAUAUUUAAUGAUUGAAAAAAAUUUUUUUGAGAGAAAAAAUAUUUAAUUCUCUUGAACGAAUGAAUUUAUUUUGUAAUAAAUAAUUUUUCUUCAGUGUAUUAUAAAUUAAUAAAUUACUAAAAUAUACAAAUAAGAAUUUCAUAAACAUUAUCAAUUUAAUAUUGUUAAUUCCACAAUGAAGAGAACGAAUAAAAUGG